AUGCGUGCCGCCCUUAUUCUCGCUGCCGUUGGCGCCUCUGCCGCGUCGCUCGACUCCCCCUUCCUCUUCUCCCGCCAGGCCGGCAUCGCCGGCUGCGAGGACCAGUGCAACCCCGUCAUGGACUGGGCCUUGGUCUGCCGCACCGACAUCAACAAGUGCAUGGAGACCUGUGAUGCCGAGCUCCUCGCCACCUCGGACAAGUGCGUCGAGUGCAUGCAGGCGACCAACCCCGAGGAGGCCGUCAAGAUCCAGGCCCGCGUCGACCCCAUCCGCCAGAUGUGUGGCGGUGAGGCUGCUGCUUCGCCCUCGCCCUCGGCGCCGGCGUCGGAGACCUCCUCCGACCCCGCUGCCGCUCCCUCGUCCGGUGCUGCCUCGCCGUCCGCCUCCGCCUCCGCUCCCUCGGAGUCGGCUGCGGCUUCGGGCUCGGCUCCCGCUUCGGCUUCGGCUCCGGCUACGGCUUCGGGCUCGGCUGCCGCUCCCUCCGGCUCUGCUGUUUCCUCGGGCUCGGCCAGCGCCUCCCGCUCGGUGUCUGGUUCGGCUGCCGCCUCCGCCUCGACCCCUGCGACCACCUCUGGUUCCGGCGCUGGCAAGGUCUCGCUCUCGUUCGGAGCUGUCGCCGCUGCCGUUGCCGCCUACCUCCUCUAA
This is a messenger RNA of Cutaneotrichosporon cavernicola, 645 nucleotides long. RefSeq lists its product as uncharacterized. NCBI's taxonomy places the organism in Eukaryota, Fungi, Basidiomycota, Tremellomycetes, Trichosporonales, Trichosporonaceae. The record is from RefSeq and is a predicted model, not a curated record. The coding region runs from base 1 to 645 and encodes 214 amino acids. The transcript is spliced from 2 exons.